Molecule: messenger RNA, 1236 nt
Organism: Entrophospora candida
Lineage: Eukaryota; Fungi; Glomeromycota; Glomeromycetes; Entrophosporales; Entrophosporaceae
Source: the annotation of a GenBank genome assembly
AUGGAAGAAAAAAAAGUCGUCAAGGAAGAUGGAGGACUACAACAACAACUGCUCUGGACACCACAAGACAACAACAAUUAUAGCGAUGCCAAUGUUAAUGAUAAUCAAUGUCAACAUAUUACAACAAUAUCCUCGACAACAAUUCCUUCAGCCCCGGCAACUCCAACUGCAACCACGACACCAACAACGCAAAAACCAUACGAGACUCCAAAAGUUCCAAGACCUCCAAACGCAUUCAUCAUUUACCAUAGAACAAAAUCUAAGGAAUUAGCACGUUACAAAUCUUCAAUUCGUUCUAAUUCUUCCUCCUCCAACAACAACAGCAACACUGGUCAUCCGUCAAAAACUGUGGCAGAGAUGUGGAGGGAGGAAACUGAUGCGGUCAAAUUACGAUAUCAACGUGAGGCCGAUUUGGCUUUAGUUGAGCAUAAGAAAAAAUAUCCAUUUUAUAAAUAUCGACCUAGGAAGCGUGAAAAUAAAAAUAAGUUAAAAACUCGUGGUUGUGGUGGUGCUGGUAAUAACAACAAGUGUGUAAAUAAUAACAACGCAAUAUUAUCACCAACUGAUUCAGAAUUUGGUAUUGUAAAUAAAGAUGAUGAUCAUCAUGAUGGAUCAGAAGUUCCACCAGAACAUAGAAAACAAGCUUCAAUGGAAUCAGCCUUUACUGCAAUCAAGAAAAAUACAUUUUCACCACCACAAACACCUAAGACGCCAAAUUUUUUAAAUCCAUCGGAACAUCAUCCUCUUUCAUUAAUAACAAUGGCAUCGAAAAUGCCACAAUCGGCAAUUAUAUCAUCAUUAUUACACCAACAAUUGUAUCAUAGCCCAAUUGAAGAUCUUCGUCACCAGCAAUUUUCUUUGCAAAUGUCUAGAGAAGAUAACAAUGGUCAAAGUUCAUUAGUAAUAAAUCAGCCUGAUCAUUUACAACAGCAGCUGAUGUUCACACAAGAUGAAUUUCAACAAUAUCCUUCAGAGCUCUCACAAGAUGACUGGAACUCUCAAUUAUUUAAUUAUAUCAAUGGUAGUAAUGCCAGUAAUGAUGAAGAUGUCAAUAGUAGUGAUAAUUAUGGUAUGGUAUCACUGCAACCACAGUCCAUAGCUCCAAGAAGAUCAAUAAUGAUUAGUCCACAACCACCACUUCCACAGCUAUUAUUGCAGCAACACCAAGAACCGCCAACACCCACCAGCCCAUUAGACGCUUUCCCAAUUUUGUCCAUCAUCAUCACAGCAACCUGA